GAAAAAUAGAAUAGUCGAGACCUAAUUGCCGACAAUGAGGACGAACUUGAGAGCUUUGGUCGCGAAGGCUUACCGCGUUCGUCAAGGCCGUACUUUCUCAUCCUCCUCCUCCGCUCCCAAUCCCAAUCCUAUCGACAACGAAGGGAAAAUUUCUAUUUACGAGUGGCUCUUAAGUCGAGGUUCUGUAAUGUUAUUAGGGUUCGGCGCAGCUUCUUACUUUUCGGGCGAUCUUGUUUCCAAAUUUGAGGAAAAGGCGAAAGUGCAUAACAAGGAUGCUGUGGAAUUCUUGGAGAAGAGGGGAAAGCUGCCACCUGGUUCGGUGGAGUCUCUGUCCAAAUCCUAAUUUUCUCAAGGUCAUUGUGGAGCAUCACCAAAACCAACACACCGAACCUGCUUUUAUAGUUUGUCUCCCUAAGAGAGUCUGCUUAUGCGCAUCAUGGAUUUGUUUUCUCUCUAGUGUGGUUUUGGGAUCUACAUAAUACAAUUCCGUCUCCCUCUUACAUAAACCGUGGGACACGAAUUACAAUCCGAGAGGUUUCGAGGCCCACAGACAUGAAGUUUAUCACAUGUAAAAUAAGAAGACCAGAGAGCUGUUGCUCUGAUUCCAAAUCAAGUGAAAAUCAGACCUGCUUUCUUUUAGCUGCCAAUGUCUGAAAUCGGAAUUCCCAACAUCUUUUAGUUAAAACCUGAAUCGUUUGGUUGGGUCCUGAAGCUGCAAACAAACAAAUGUAUGUGAGAAUGUUGGCAAUGAUGGAGUUUUUGCUUCCUGAUGUUGGGACCAUCUUUUAGUCCAAGAAUUUGCAAGUCAGUUUUAGUUGCAGAAAGGUGGUCUUUUACGUUCAACUUCUGUCUUGGUGGUACCAAUUUCAAAUCUGUGUUUAGUUACAAUAAUGUAUGAAAACACUAAUGCUCUAAGUAUUCCCCUCUCCGUUAUUUCCUUUUCAAUACCAUAGUAUGUUGUAACAGGCCAAGUCCUUUUACCAAAGGGAAAUUAA
Messenger RNA from Eruca vesicaria subsp. sativa (arugula), 995 nucleotides. The record is from the annotation of a GenBank genome assembly. Lineage: Eukaryota; Viridiplantae; Streptophyta; Magnoliopsida; Brassicales; Brassicaceae.